This is a messenger RNA of Blepharisma stoltei, 1501 nucleotides long. The record is from the annotation of a GenBank genome assembly. NCBI's taxonomy places the organism in Eukaryota, Ciliophora, Heterotrichea, Heterotrichida, Blepharismidae.
AUGAACGGAAUUCGCUUUCAUAUUGGAUCAGAAAAGAUUCAAAUAGUUGAGUGUCCAAAUACUUUUUCAGCCUUAUGCUGCUUACUCUCCUUUUUAAGCGAAUAAAUUUAUUUUGCAUCAGGUAAAGAGUAGAUUUUGAUUAGGGGUCUCAAUUAUCAAUAUUUAAAAGUAAAAUUAAUUUAAUUGUGCUUUAUUAUUUAUCUGUAUAAAAUUAAAUAGAAUUAGAGAUAUUUCAUCUUCACAAUCAUCAUUUUAAACCAUUUUAUUUUGAAGCGUUUAAUUUUUCUAGGAGGAGGGAUUUUUCGAUAUUGCCCCAGCUUAAAAGGGAAAGUUAGUAGAGCAGAAUGUGCCUCACUAUCAAAUCUCCCAAAUCACAUAUGAAGACACGGAUGGCGAUUUUAUUGCUAUCAAAAAUGAUGACGACCUUGUUGAAGCCAUAAAAAUAGGUAAAAAAAUCAAUGGAGUUUUACUUAUCCAUCUCAAAGGCACGAUCUUGACUCAAAGCUUUAUGACUCAGAGCACCAAAGGAAAAACACUUUCUGAUGUUGAGAUAAUUGAAGAAGAGUGUCAAGACUCUCAAACAUCCCAAUCAUCGUGUGAAAUAGAUUUCCUAUUCCCUUGCUAUGCUUGUGAUGGCAAAUUUGAGAAAUGCUCGCUAUGCUCUGGAAGUGGAUUGGUUGAUGCAAGCCGAGACCCUAAGCUUAAACAAAUAUUGCAAAGCGAAAUCGAAAAUUAUUUUCCAAGAGUUAAACAAUCUGCAGAAAACAAUAAAUCAGAGAUCGUUCAGGAGAGGGUAACGUGCGAUAGCUGUGGGGUCUCCCCAAUUAUUGGACAUCGAUAUAAAUGCUCGGUUUGCCAAAACUUCGAUUUUUGUAGUAAAUGUGAAGCAAGUGUAGAUCACGAACAUUCGUUUAUCAAAAUCCGUGCCCAGUAUCAGGCACCAAAAUCUAUUUUCUGCGCUAUUGACGAGCAAGAGCCGAAGCCAAAGCCAAAAGCUGGACUAAAAUGUUUCAAAAAGCAAUGCACUCAAGAUACCAGACUGCUUUGUUCCUUUGUAAAAAAUAUUUCUGGUUCUGACAGUGAUGAAGUCAUUGCAGGAACGAACUAUACCAAGACUUGGAGACUUCGUAACGACGGUAAAAACUCUUGGCCAGCCGGCUGUACACUUGUCUGCAUUAAAGGUAACGCUAUUGAAGGAGCUACUCCUCUCCCACCUUUAAAGCCAAACGAAGAAGCAGACAUUACAGUAACCUUCACUGCUCCUACAGAAGAAGGAAGAUACACAUCAUUUUGGAGAGCUGCAGACCCUGCAGGCACCAAAUUCGGCCAAAGAGUGUGGUCUACCAUUCUAGUAAUCAAGCCAAAAGACCAACUGGGUGAAAAAACCCAAGCCCUCAUUGAAAUGUUCAACAACCCUGAACUUGUAAAACUUGCUUUACAAAAAGCUGGAGGCGAUUUAAUGAAAGCCACUGAGGCUUUAUUGAACGGAAGUGUCCUCUAA